GCAACGAACUGGAAGAACAGAGAAAAAUGGCGAGGGCGGUGGCCGUAACGCUUCCGUUUCUGUUCAUCCUCGUUGCCGCCAUUGCCGAGCAAUCAAGAGCCCUCACUGUCCCUCCGCAACUGUACGACUUCCCGCAGGCAAUCAUUGCCUACAAUAACGAACCUCUCGUUUCCCCAUCCGCUUCCCCUCCCUUUUCCUCCCUCCGAUCAGUCUCGCCGUCGCCCUACUCGAUCUCCCCGUUCCCAGCCUCCGCGCCGCUAGUUCCUGCGUUCUUCGUAAUCGGCGACUCCGCAGUCGAUUGUGGCACCAACAACUAUCUGGGGACCUUCGCGCGCGCCGACCGCCCUCCCUACGGCAGAGACUUCGACACGGGCAGGCCCACUGGAAGGUUCUGCAAUGGAAGAAUCCCAGUCGAUUUUCUUGCACUGCGCCUAGGGCUACCAUUUGUUCCAAGCUAUCUUGGGCAGAAGGGAACUUUGGCAGAUAUGAUCCAUGGAGUGAACUAUGCAUCAGCUGGUGCUGGCAUUAUAUUCUCCAGUGGCUCAGAACUGGGUCAAAGGAUAUCCUUGACUCACCAAGUUCAGCAGUUCACCGACUCGUUACAAACGUUCAUCUUGAGCAUCGGUGAGCAAGCUACCGCAGAACUAGUCUCCAGCUCGGUCUUGUACAUCUCGAUUGGGAUCAACGAUUACAUUCACUACUACCUACCUAACAUCUCCAAUGUGCAAGACCUUUACCUCCCAUGGAGUUUUAACGAGUUCUUGGCAUCUUCAAUGAGCCAGGAAGUCAAGAACUUGUAUGAUAUGAAUGUGAGGAAGAUGGUGAUCAUGGGGAUGCCUCCAAUUGGGUGUGCACCUCAUUACCUCUGGAAGUAUGGAAGCAAGAAUGGAGAGUGUGUGGAGGAGAUAAACAACAUGAUUACAGAGUUCAACUUUCUUAUGAGAUACAUAGUAGAUCAGCUGCAGUACGAGCUCCCUCAAGCCCAGAUCAUAUUCUGUGAUGUUUAUGAAGGUUCCAUGGAUAUCAUUCAGAACCAUGCAAAUUAUGGGUUCACUGAGACCACAGAUGCUUGCUGUGGCUUAGGAAAGUACAAGGGUUGGGUUAUGUGCAUCGCACCAGAGAUGGCUUGCAGUAAUGCCUCCAACCAUAUCUGGUGGGAUCAAUACCACCCAACGGCUGCAGUGAAUUCCAUAUUGGCAGACAAUGUAUGGAAUGGCUUGCAUUCUCAGAUGUGCUAUCCCAUGAACUUGGAAGACAUGAUCUCUGCUAGACCGAAAUGAUAUGUUCUCGAAGCUUCAACAUUUGCUGGAGUAUGUGAAUAUUACUGUUGUCAUUGUCAUUUUGGUGAAAUUUACAUUGUUGUUGUUGUGUUGUUAAAGCUAACACAGAAACAUCACAUUCAUACAGAAGCACUGGGUCCAUGAAAAUUGGUGGAUUGUGUUGUAUAGAUCAGAUCUCACUGAUAUGUUACUUGUCGAUUAGUUUGUAAUUGUAAGAAAUGUGUACAUUUCAGUUCUGAAUAAAAAAA
This is a messenger RNA of Linum tenue, 1528 nucleotides long. Lineage: Eukaryota; Viridiplantae; Streptophyta; Magnoliopsida; Malpighiales; Linaceae. The record is from the annotation of a GenBank genome assembly.